Messenger RNA from Paracoccidioides lutzii Pb01, 1437 nucleotides. RefSeq lists its product as hypothetical. The coding region runs from base 1 to 1437 and encodes 478 amino acids. The record is from RefSeq and is a predicted model, not a curated record. Gene Ontology annotation, molecular function: GTPase activator activity. The transcript is spliced from 9 exons. Gene Ontology annotation, biological process: regulation of DNA-templated transcription; nucleocytoplasmic transport. Gene Ontology annotation, cellular component: nuclear pore; cytoplasm.
AUGUCUGACGUUACCGACCCAAAGACCCAAGAUCCUACCAUCACCGCUACCAACGCGGCGGCAACUGAGGACGAAAAGAAGGCCGAAGCCACCUCCACUGAAGAACCCAAGCCAGCCGCAGAACAAGCAGACGCUACUCCUGCUGCUGCUGCUGAUCGUGAUCUAAAGAAGGAAGCAGGAGAUAAACCUGUCACCACCACUUCUGAUAGCUUGUUCUCGAUGUUUGGUGGAGGCCCGAAGAAGGAGAGGAGAGAGGAGGAGGGUAACGGGGCCGAUGAGCCAUCUGGGUCCUCGAAAGCGAUGAGGGAGAAGGAUGAGGAUUAUGUGGAGGAGGAGGAGCCAGACGUCCACUUCGAGCCCGUCGUUCGCCUUACAGAGACAGUCGACAUCAAGACGAACGAGGAGCAGGAGGAACAAAUUUUUAAAAUGCGUGCGAAGCUAUUCAGAUUCGACCGUAACUCGCGGGAGUGGAAAGAGCGUGGAACGGGCGAUGUCAGACUUCUUAAGCACAAGGAGAACGGCAAGACUCGUUUGGUUAUGCGAAGAGAUAAGACACUGAAGGUUUGCGCGAAUCAUUAUAUUGUUCCUGACAUGAAGCUCUCCCCCAAUGUUGGCAGUGACCGAAGCUGGGUGUGGAACGCUGCUGCGGACGUCAGUGAGGGCGAACCUGAAGCACAGACUUUGGCCAUCCGCUUCGCCAAUAGUGAAAAUGCGAAUCUCUUCAAGGAAGCCUUCGAAAUGGCUCAGAAAGAGAACGAGAAACUCUUCGCUGCUGCCGCCAGCGAGGAAGGGGAGACAGCGUCGGAUGUGGAAUUGCCACUUCGAAAAUGGUCAAUUGAGGUUUACCUGCUGAACGAGCAUGGCGAGGAGAUUCCUGCGGCCAUGUUCGACAAGGUUACCUAUACGCUUCACCCGAGUUUUGGACCUAGAGCUAUUCAGACUUUCAAAUCUCCACCGUUCAGAAUCGAUGAAGAAGGAUGGGGUGAAUUUGAUAUGCAAAUCGGGUUUACAGUGCUGGACAAAGACUAUGUGGUCAACCAUGACCUUCAUUUUCAGCAAAAUAAAUACGAAUCGAAACACGUUCUUACCUUCAAAAACCCCAAACCAGUUCUCCUAAAUCUCCUUCGCGAAUCUGGUCCAGUGCCCGGUGACGAAAAUGGCGUCAAGUCGAAACGUGGAGGUACGCAGGAUGAAGGCUCAAAGAAGAAGAAACGGAUUGACAAGAAUAUCGACAUGGAUAAACUGGCAGAUGGGCUGCAGAAGCUCGGGGAAGAUGACCUUCUCCAAGUCGUGCAGAUGGUCCACGAUAACAAAUCCACUGAUUCAUAUACGAAAAAUGAUAUUGAGCAGGGCGAAUUUCACGUUGAUCUAUACACACUCCCCGAUAGCCUGAUUAAGAUGCUCUGGGAAUUCACACAGGAAAAAGGAGUUGUAUGA